AUGCAAAAAGCAGAUCCCUUAACGAAUGCUGCAGCCUCAUCCGUGCCAAAACUUGGCAAUGAUAAAGUGGUUGACACCAGUUUCCGAACAACAACUUCGGUUGCAACCACAAAAAAGUAUCAUUUAAAGGUUUCAAAAUUGGAACACCCCCCAAAAUCGAAAAAAAAGAAAAAGGAUAAACAUUUAAUAGACGCGGAAUCAAAACAUGAAACAUUAUUUGAAGAUAAAGUGAUACCGGAAGAGGACAGAGUAUUAUGGAAUCAUAUAAACGAACAAUAUCAUGAUAAUUUAUGGAAUCGAAUUUCAAGGUAUCGGGACGAAAUGAGACAGCUCCACAUGCCAGACAACUACAAGCUCACUAGAAAAGAUAGUGACCCCUCAUUACACUCAACAUUCAAAGGACAUACAGAUUCAAUAACUUCUCUUGAUUUUAGCCCAGAGGGUUCUAGGUUGGCAUCUGUUUCUUAUGAUUCUAGUUUGUUUUUAUGGAAAAUCCAAGGAAAUUUCUUUCCCCUUAAAUAUGUUCAUCACGAACUUGGAGGAGUUUUUUGUGUAAAAUUUGCUCCAAAGAUUUUUACAGGUGCAUUCACUCAUUUGAUUGCCACAGGAGGUAAUGAUAGAACUGUUCGAUUGAUGCAUUUAGGAAUAGGAGAUGAUACGGCUGAGGUAGCUUUGCAACGACCUCAUCACUCGGUGUUAAUCAAAGCACAUGAAGGCCCUGUUAACGAUAUUGCGUUUGACCACACAAGUCAAUUUUUACUGAGCUGCUCUUCAGACAACACAGCCAAGCUUUGGUCUUUGCAAUAUCAACAAUUUGUGGGAUGUUUUUUGGGCCAUACCCAAGCCCCACUGAGCUGUGACAUUUCAUACGACGGAAGAGUCGUGGCGACAGGAGGUAAAGAUAAGAUCAUCAAACUGUUUGACAGUAGCAGCGCCAAGUGUAUUGUUGACUUGAAGCAUCAUACAGACUUUGUAAAUAAGGUUCGAUUUUCACCUGAUGGAACGUGUUUAGCAAGUUGUUCAAAAGAUCAUACUAUUCGAAUUUUUGAUUUGAGAUACUCUGGACGACCCUUGCAGAACUACGAUGGUCAUCAUUUUCCUGUCUCUUCCAUUGACUUCCACAAGUCAGGAAAUUACCUUAUAAGCACAGGUGAAGACAAUACUGUUAAAAUUUGGAAUCUGAUGCAUGCUCAGCUCAUGUACACAAUAUCAGGUCAUGUUGGUUCAACGACAUGUGCCAGAUUUUCAAAAGACGGAUCAUUCUUUGCAACCGGAGGAACAGAUAGCAACGUUCUAUUAUGGAACAGCAACUUUGCUUCCAGACAUGCAGAACUCAGCGAGACUGCAAACAAUCCUCAUAUUGGAAGUCGAGUGGACAAUGAAUAG
Molecule: messenger RNA, 1386 nt
Organism: Naegleria fowleri
Lineage: Eukaryota; Heterolobosea; Eutetramitea; Acrasida; Naegleriidae
Exons: 2
Coding region: 1-1386 (461 amino acids)
Molecular function (GO): protein binding
Source: RefSeq, a predicted model, not a curated record